AUGGCCCCGUCUCGAAAGUCGCUCAAAACGGGCGCAACUCCCCGCCACCAGGACCAUUCGGCUACGCCUUUCUUUCCACGAUGGAUACACCAUAUGAACAAGCUCCCGCUCUCCCCCCGGGUCCCCUCUCUCCUCGACGAUAACGAAUCCAAUAUGCUCGACAACUUUUUUACGACUAUGAAUGCGAACAGUUUUACAAAUGACUUCUGGCUUCGCUCUCAAAAUAACAAGUCCUCUGGGAUUAACUUCGAUUGGUCCGAUGAACUACCUCCAACAUUUGAAGGCUCAACGACAUCGCUAUCGCAUCCAUCAUUCCAACAGCAACAAGGCCUCAUAAAGCCAGGCAUGAUGGCAGCGCAUACCGCAGGCCCGGACAUAUAUGCUGCCGCAUCAAUGCUAUACCAAGGAGGCAUGAAUGGAUCAGAUAUCGGCUCAGCGCUCGCCCAGCAAGCAUUUACAACACAACCUCUUCAUCUCAACGGGAAUCAUGUGAAUCAUGUGAAUGGGGCUCACAUGCAACACAACUCUCAACCUACCCCCAUGCCACAACCUAAUGCCCCAUCUUCAUCUCGCAGCCGAAUUCCCUCUGGCUAUCAUACAUCGGAGAUGCUCUUUGAUGUCCGCGACACUAUUCCUGUAGAUGAACAUCCAUCCCGCAAGGCUAGAAGCCUUCAAUGGGGCACAGAUAUCAGUUUCAUGGAUCAGGGAUACGUGGCACCGCCCGAUCAACCGGACGAAGAAACCCGUACCCGGGAUCUAUUAGAUCAUCUUGACUGCUUUGAGCGACAGAGUAGCGCGGCCAACACCCGUGCUCCUAGUCCAGCACGGACACCAGGCGGACACGCCCACCGCGGCAGUAUCCACGGUGUAGACGCCGAGGAUCUGAUUCAGCCUCGCAAACGACAAAGAAUAAUAAAAGAAGACCCGUUCUCCGAUGACGAGGACAUGAAACUACUACACAAAUCACGAACGCCCACCAGCGCAAGAGGUCGUCGUCCAUCAACGAAUGCAGUGCGAAAAUCAAGUAUACAAUCCAACAGUAAGACGCCGAGGGAGAAUCUCUCCGAAGAACAAAAACGCACAAAUCACAUCUUGUCUGAGCAGAAGCGACGGAACCUCAUCCGCCAGGGCUUCGAUGAUCUGUGUAUCUUAGUCCCUAGCCUUCGAGGUGGGGGCUUUAGUAAGAGCGCCAUGCUUACACAAGCUGCUGACUGGCUUGAGGAACUUCUUCGUGGGAAUGAGAUUCUCCAAAGUCAGCUUACAGAUAUGAAAAGCAUUAAUGGCCUCGUAAUGCCACGAUGA
Penicillium angulare is the source of this 1302-nucleotide messenger RNA. Its product is annotated as basic helix-loop-helix domain-containing protein. The transcript has 2 exons. Gene Ontology annotation, biological process: regulation of transcription by RNA polymerase II. Bases 1 to 1302 code for a protein of 433 amino acids. Lineage: Eukaryota; Fungi; Ascomycota; Eurotiomycetes; Eurotiales; Aspergillaceae. Gene Ontology annotation, molecular function: protein dimerization activity; DNA-binding transcription factor activity, RNA polymerase II-specific; RNA polymerase II cis-regulatory region sequence-specific DNA binding. The record is from RefSeq and is a predicted model, not a curated record.